AUCUCUCCCCAUACGUUUGGCGCUUCAAUACGCUGAUACACAUACGCUCUUUAACUAAGUCCCAUCAAUUCACCGAAAAAAGAUAAAGUUUUACUUUCUCUUCUGCGUUCUGCUUUCUGCUUUCUGCUUUCUAGUCAAGUAGCACGGAGUGACGAUCAUGGAAAACGCCGACGGUACGACGACGAAAUUGGUUACCGGCGACGCUGGUUACGUGCUCGAGGACGUUCCUCAUUUGACUGAUUACCUUCCUGAUGUUCCGAGUUAUCCCAAUCCAUUACAAGAUAAUCCAGCUUAUUCAGUAGUCAAGCAGUAUUUUGUUGACCAGGAUGAUACUGUCACACAUAAGAUUGUUGUUCACAAGGACAGUCCAAGAGGGACACAUUUUCGACGUGCAGGACCUCGCCAGAAGGUGUAUUUUCAGUCAGAUGAAGUGCAUGCAUGUAUUGUAACAUGUGGAGGUCUAUGUCCUGGACUCAACACGGUGAUCAGGGAAAUUGUGUGCGGCCUUUAUCACAUGUAUGGUGUUACCAGAGUCCUCGGAAUAGAUGGAGGAUACAAGGGUUUUUAUUCCAAAAAUACCAUUACUUUAACUCCUAAGGUGGUUAAUGACAUCCAUAAACGUGGUGGGACAAUCCUUGGGACGUCAAGAGGAGGUCAUAGCAAGUCAAAGAUUGUUGACAGCAUUCAGGAUCGUGGGAUCAAUCAGGUUUAUAUAAUUGGGGGUGAUGGAACUCAAAAAGGAGCAGCAGUUAUUUAUGAGGAAAUUAGAAGGCGUGGGCUCAAGGUUUCAGUUGCUGGGAUUCCCAAAACCAUUGAUAAUGACAUUCCGGUUAUUGACAAGUCAUUUGGUUUUGACACUGCGGUUGAGGAGGCUCAACGUGCCAUCAAUGCAGCUCAUGUUGAAGCUGGAAGUAUUGAGAAUGGUAUUGGACUUGUAAAGCUAAUGGGGCGAUUUAGUGGAUUCAUUGCAAUGUAUGCUACUCUUGCCAGUCGAGAUGUUGAUUGUUGUUUGAUUCCAGAGUCACCAUUCUAUCUUGAAGGAAAAGGCGGACUUUUUGAAUUUAUUGAAAAACGACUCAAAGAAAAUGGGCAUAUGGUUAUUGUUAUAGCCGAAGGAGCUGGACAGGAGCUCCUCGCAGAGAGUUUGCAGUCCAUGGAUGCAAAAGAUGCUUCAGGAAACAAACUUCUUCAAGAUGUUGGGUUGUGGAUUUCUCACAAAAUCAAGAAUCAUUUCGCAAUGCAGAAAAAGAUGACCAUUAAUCUUAAAUAUAUAGAUCCUACAUAUAUGAUUCGGGCUAUUCCUAGUAACGCAUCAGAUAAUGUCUACUGCACUCUCCUUGCUCAAAGUGCAGUUCAUGGAGCAAUGGCUGGCUAUACAGGCUUCACUGUUGGUCUUGUCAACGGCCGACAUGCUUACAUUCCCUUUAAUCGGAUCAAUGAGAACCGGAACAAAGUUGUCAUUACUGACAGGAUGUGGGCAAGGCUGCUAUCUUCCACCAACCAGCCAAGCUUCUUGGAUCCAAAGGAUAUUGCCAAAGCCAAAAGAGAGAAAGAACCCGCAAAUGGAUUGUUGGAGAACGGAUACAGUGAAAAUAAAAAUUGACUAGAAUAAUCAUCCUAUUUAAGCUAUCUUAUGUUUUGUUUGAGGCUCGUAAAGGUACAAUCUUAGCUAUUGUUAGUACUCAAAUUUCAAAGGUUAUCAGUGAUUUUGUAUCAUUAACUUUGGCCACUGUUUAAUGGCCCUUUCUUCGAGAAAUAGAAAGAUCCUUCGCAA
Molecule: messenger RNA, 1774 nt
Organism: Rubroshorea leprosula
Lineage: Eukaryota; Viridiplantae; Streptophyta; Magnoliopsida; Malvales; Dipterocarpaceae
Source: the annotation of a GenBank genome assembly